CCUCACGGCGGCCAGGAAGAGAGAGGAGUCCACGAGAUCUGACUUUACGUUCCCUCCGCGGCCACCAGUGAUGACGUCACCGAGAGCCCGCCCACCCUCCGAAGACCCAUUUCCGAGCUGCACCGGAGCAUGAGAAUCUUAUGGAAGCCAUUUGGAUUCUUAAGAAGACUUUUACAAGUAGAAUGUUGUCACCCCAAUGAGUUGAUAUCUGUGUCUGUACUGACAAGGAGGACAUUGGUAACGAGGCUUAGUAAAGCACCUAGUAUUUUUUGGUUGGGUCAAAGACAAGGAUUCUCAACCAUGCCAGAAAUAGAAGCAAGUAUCAGAGAUACCGAACUAUUUUCACCACCCUCUGAUGUUCGAGGAAUGACAAAACUUGACAGAACAGCUUUUAAAAAGACAGUGUCCAUCCCGGUGCUUAAAGUGAGAAAAGAAGUGGUCAACAGACUGAUGCGAGCCCUCAAGAGGGUGGCCCUGCAGCGUCCAGGCGUAAAGCGAGUCAUUGAGGAUCCCGAAGAUGGGGAUAGUAGACUCAUUAUGCUGGAUCCCUACAAAAUGCUCACCGUUGACUCAUUUGAGAAAGCAGAAUUCGCUGUUCUAGAGGAACUUGAUGUCAACCCACAGUUAUCUGAAUACAAUUUGGAACUAACUUAUGAAAACUUUAAGUCAGAAGAAGUUUUGAGGGCUGUGCUUCCUGAGGGUCAAGAUGUGACCUCAGGGUUCAGCAGGGUUGGACAUAUUGCACACCUGAAUCUCCGAGAUCAUCAGCUACCAUUCAAGCAUUUAAUUGGCCAAGUUAUGAUAGACAAAAAUCCAGGAAUCACCUCUGCAGUAAAUAAAACCAGCAAUAUUGACAACACAUACCGAAAUUUCCAAAUGGAGGUGCUGUCUGGAGAGGAGAAUAUGCUGACCAAGGUUCGAGAAAACAACUACACAUAUGAGUUUGAUUUUUCCAAAGUCUAUUGGAAUCCUCGUCUUUCCACAGAACAUGGCCGGAUCACUGAACUUCUCAAUCCUGGAGAUGUCUUGUUUGAUGUUUUUGCUGGGGUUGGGCCCUUUUCCAUUCCAGCAGCAAGAAAAAACUGCACAGUAUUUGCCAAUGAUCUCAACCCUGAGUCCCAUAAAUGGCUGUUGCACAAUUGUAAGCUGAACAAAGUUAACCAAAAAGUAAAAGUCUUUAACAUGGAUGGAAAAGACUUUCUCCAGGGACCAGUCAGAGAAGAGUUAAUGCUUCGGCUAAGACUGCCAACUGAAGAAAAACCCUCUAUCCACAUUGUCAUGAACUUGCCAGCAAAGGCCAUAGAGUUUCUCAGUGUUUUCAAAUCACUUCUAGAUGGGCAGCCGUGCAGCAAUGAGUGCCUUCCCACAGUGCACUGCUACUGUUUCUCCAAAGAUGCUAAUCCUGCUAAGGAUGUUUGUCAGCAAGCUGGAGCCAUGUUAGGCAUUUCCUUGGAGGCAAGUAGUUCAGUUCACCUCGUGAGAAAUGUGGCCCCUAACAAGGAAAUGCUAUGCAUCACCUUCCAGAUUCCUGCUGCAACUCUCUACAAGAACCCGGCCCUCACUGGAGAGAAUUACGAAGAGCCAUCUCUUAAACGGCAGAGGACAGAUGAUUCCUUCUUGGAACCACAAAUCACUUCAGAUUCUUAGUUUAAAAUGUUUUCUCCAUCUCCCCAGUAAAUAUUUUUUGUAAAGAAGUACAAUUUGUAUGACUUGACUAUCGGGUAUUUGUUAUUGAGCCCUUAUGUUUUGCUCUUAUAAAUGGAACAAUACCAAAGUAAAACUUAACUGAAAUAAGCUGAA
Cricetulus griseus (Chinese hamster) is the source of this 1800-nucleotide messenger RNA. NCBI's taxonomy places the organism in Eukaryota, Metazoa, Chordata, Mammalia, Rodentia, Cricetidae. The record is from RefSeq and is a predicted model, not a curated record.